Messenger RNA from Erigeron canadensis, 970 nucleotides. RefSeq names its product protein PLASTID REDOX INSENSITIVE 2, chloroplastic-like. Gene Ontology annotation, biological process: regulation of gene expression. Lineage: Eukaryota; Viridiplantae; Streptophyta; Magnoliopsida; Asterales; Asteraceae. The record is from RefSeq and is a predicted model, not a curated record. The transcript is spliced from 3 exons. Bases 88 to 606 code for a protein of 172 amino acids.
AAGCAAUUUAUAAGCCCUAGACCAAGAGAAAACAAACACACAGUCACAGACUGACUUCGUUUCUAGAUAAUACAAACACACACAGAGAUGGCUACUGCUUCUUCUUGUUUAAUACUUUCCUCAAGAAUCCCUUUUUCUUCUUCUUCAUUAAAAUGUGUUUCAAUUCCAAGAUUACAUCACCAAAAUAACCUUUUUAAUAGAAAAUUCACUCUCCAUAAAAACAACACAUAUUUUUCCACUAAAAGAAACCACCCUAAAACCCUAAUUGUCAAAGCUGCCGAAUACAAAUUCCCAGACCCCAUUCCAGAAUUUGCUGAAGCUGAAACUGAGAAGUUUAGAAGUCAUCUUAUUGAGAAAUUGUCAAACAAGGAAGUUUUUGAAGAUUCUGUUGAUGAAGUUGUUGAUGUUUGUACUGAGAUAUUUGCAAAAUUUAUGAACGAGGAAUAUGGAGGUCCGGGAACACUCAUGGUUGAUCCUUUUUGGGAGAUGGCGGAUACGAUAAACGAGAGUGAAUUACCUGGAGGGCCACAAGCUGCUCGUGCUGCAGUUAAAUGGGCACAAGAUCAUGUUGACAAAGAUUGGAAGGAAUGGAACGGCAGUGAUUAGCAAAACAACCAUAGUCAUUUGCCGAUUGAUCAGACAGUUUUUGAUGGGUAUUUGAUUGAUUAAUAUGCUAUUGUGUAUCAUAUGUCAUACAACAAGUUAGAUUGAUCUUAAAGACGGCAGCAAAUGGAAACGAAACAAGGAAUGAAAGCAUCAUGUUUGUUCAUGGGAUGGAGUUUAUUAUUGUCAUAGGUAUUAGAUCAUUAUUUUCCUGUUGUAUGCCAUGGAACAAGCAUCUUGUGUAAUAGGUCAUGAUAUACUCUUGAAUCCUUCGUAUUCAACAAUUCUAUCUUGAAAAAUGAUAGAUAAGACGUAAAAUGUGCCUUAAAAAGGAGAAGACAUCUUUAGACGUUUUUAUUCUUCCAAA